Molecule: messenger RNA, 321 nt
Organism: Oikopleura dioica
Lineage: Eukaryota; Metazoa; Chordata; Appendicularia; Copelata; Oikopleuridae
Source: the annotation of a GenBank genome assembly
AUGGACUUGGAAUACAACAAACGCUUCAAAGUGGACGAAAAAAUGCUUCUAAUGAUUGCGUCAACCAUCGGCUUGAUUCUGUGCUUACUAUUCCUCGUGCUCGUGUACAUUACAGUUUGUCACCCGAACUUCACCCUCGUGCAGUUUUCGCAUCCUUUCGCCUCGCCGCGCAAUAAUAUCGUCAACGGAAUGGCUAAUCCCAAUGGUCGAGCGCCGGCAGUACAAUUCCAAAACGGCGUCAGUCGCAAAAGUCUGGUGAAGCAACAAUCGACCCUGAAGCGCUCCGACACGGAGUCCGAAAAUCCCGUCUUUCCAAUAUAG